AUGUCGCUUUUCAAAGUGUUAAAAUGGUUUGACUAUCAAUGCUCGGAUUAUGAUGAAAAUUACGACGCGUUCCUCUUGACUUGCUGUAAAUUACAUUCAAACGACAACAAUAAUAAAGACAUCAUUAUUGUUGCUUCUCACGAUGGUCAUUUAACAAUUUUACAACCAUCACAGCAGGAAAGUACUUCAGAAGACAAAAGCGUUGAUGUCCAUAAUAAUCCGCAGAAUCCUUCGAGUGUCAUUUUCGAGAAGAACUUAAACGAGCCAGUAAUCGGAGUUUUGAGUGGAAACUUCUUUCAAACAAGAAACGUUGCCAAUCAAUGCUGCAUUGCGAUUCUACAUCCAAGAAAAAUUGCAUUUUAUUCGCUUCUUACAACUGCCGGUCUAGUCGAACAUGGACUUCAAUCGAAGCUGCAAUUGAUGAACAAGUUUGAAUUUCAGAAAACUGCGUUCUGCUUCGUUAAAGGUGGAUUCGGAAAUGUGAAGAACAAAGACUUUCUUUGUAUUAUGUUUCUAGAUGGAUCAUUGAGAUUCUUUGAACACGAUGGAAUCGAACAAAACUGCACACUGCCAGGAAUUCGAACUAUUCCAACAAGUUUUAUUUAUGUCGAGAGGACGGAUUGCUUCUUAUUUCUUUCACCAAACUGGGAUCUUGAAUGUUUCAGAUAUCUUAACAUGUCCGAGACAUUUGAACGAAAAUUUAGUCCGAUUUGGAGCAUCAAUGUUGGUGAAUAUAUUCUUGAUAUGAACAGUCAUCAAACCAGCAACUCGGAAUCUUUAAUAAUUCUUCUUGGAGAAAAUAAUUUAAUUUGCGUUUCUGACACUGGAAAAAUGAAAUUCAUAAAAAAGAUGGAUUAUACUCCGCUGUGCUUUUGUUCCUUUGUGGUUGGAUGGUACUUUGAACCAGAUUGUAAAUUAAUGAUUGCUGUCGCAACGGAAAAUAAUUCCAUUUUAAUCUAUCAAAACUCAACUCUCGUGUGGUGUGCUGAACUUUUGGAACAAGCUGUUGCAAUUCGGAGAGGAAACUUUUUUGGAAUUGCUGGUGGUUUAGUAACUUUGAGUCCAACAGGAAAAGUUACUGUGGGAUUCCUAGGAUCAGAACCUGUGCUCAAUAAAGUUCCACCAAUUAAUUUAUCUAAACUUGAUUACGAUAAAUCCAAAAUUGAACUCGAAGAAAUGGAAAAAGAAAUUCACGAAAGUGUUGACAAUGCCGAUGUUCCCUUCAUCAAUGCCAGUGCGGAAAAAGAUUUAAAUAUUCAAACACAACUCACCGUUGAAAGCAAAGAAAUCGGGCACGUUUAUUCACUCAGAAUAAUUCUUCUGCCAACAUUAAAUCUGGAACAAGUUCAAGUACAUUUAAAUCCAAACAUUGAAAUGAUAAAUUCGGAAAAUGUUUUUAUGGUUAAAAAUUUAAUCUCAUCUAAUGAAUAUUCUCUCGACACUUCAUUUACCUUGGAGAAUUCAGCAAGUUUAGAGAUUUUCGACGAGAUUCUGCUUUUAAUUUCAUUUAUUAAUAAACAAGGAAUAUCUCGAGUUAUACGGAAAGUUGUUAAAGUGCCAUUGAGCAAAGUUUUUCAGCCUUGUUUACCACAAAACGAUGAAAUUUACAAAGUGACACUCUCAUCUGAACAUCCAAUAAAUUUCAAUGCGAUGCUUUCAGAUUUUAAUCUGCAAAACAUAAAACAAAGUUUUGGCUUAAAAGCAACAAUUUCUGACAGCAAUUUGACGAUGGUUUUAGCGAAGAAUACGAAUCGUUAUCGGUUACAAUCAAACAGUCUGAUAGUGCUGAAAUCUUUUCUAAAAGCUCUCUCAAAUUACAAUGAAGAAUCCAAAGCAUUGCAGACGACAGCGAUAUCAGCCAAAAUUAAAAGCAUUCCAGUGUCAAUUAUGGAAAUCCUAAUGACAGUCAUUGAAAAGCAUCACAAUUUGAGAGAAGAAAUGAAGGGAAUAAUGGACACGCUAAAUACGAAAACGAUUGAACUGAAAUUCUUCGAGAGAUGUUUUCUUGCGAAAAUUCAUGGAAAAUCUGCGACAUCAUCGAUAGAUAAUGUUCAUGAAUUGUUAACCGAUACUUAUCAAGACAUUUUAUCAUUGACGACAAAAGCUGAAAUUAUUAGAAAUGAGAUUAAAAUAGUUCAAUCUCAAUUAUGCGCCACAUUGUGCUUUCUACGAGAAGUUGUCGGCUUUAUGUCUCGAAACGACAGCACAAAAAGUAUCAUGGAUGGUAUUUUAUUGAUGACGAGGUGCAUGUUUACAGACUUUCACGAGCAAUCACAGAUUGAAGCUUUGGCACCAUAUGUGGAAAAUCUUUACAACAUCAAUCAAAUGAAGAAGAGCGAAAAUAAUUUUCAUCAAAAAUCUUUCUCUUUACCAAGAUUCAUAAAACAUUUAAAGUCGACGUUAUCAAUUUUAUCGUCUGAGAAUGCAGUGUCAGAUGAAAUUUUAUUAAAUGUCAAAGAAAGUCUUAACGAGGAUAAUGAAAACGUCGAAGAAGAAAAAGAUUGGAAUGCGACAAUAAAAUCGAUUAUUUAA
Molecule: messenger RNA, 2532 nt
Organism: Clunio marinus
Lineage: Eukaryota; Metazoa; Arthropoda; Insecta; Diptera; Chironomidae
Source: the annotation of a GenBank genome assembly